UCCACCUCUUUAACAUAAUGGAAUUGUCAUAUGUGUCUCAUACGGGAAGCAACCCACACAUGGUCUCAACCUCAGGUGGUAAAGCAAUGGGGAGGCAAAUGGAGGCCACCCAUGAGCCUGCUGGUAUUGAAAUUAAUAUGAAACCUAUUCUUGACAUUGUUGAAGUCAUCUUUCGCCGAGCAUCCCCUAAUGCCGCGGGAACAGUUGAGGGAGAAAACAUGCAAGUGGAUGCAUUAGAUGAAACAGCUCCCCGUUAUAGCAUUGAUCAGUUGUUCGACGUUUUAUCAGUCACCAUAAACAGAAUUUCCUGCGAGAUAGCCUACAGGUUGUCAAUUGGUGAAGAUGCACAUUCAACAACUCUAGCAGUAGCUCAGGUGGUUAAAAGCUACUCAUGGGAUGCAAAGGUUGUACUAGCCUUGGCAGCAUUUGCCAUGACCUAUGGUGAAUUCUUGCUGGUUGUCCAGCUUUACACCACCAAUCCACUUGCCAGAGGGAUUGUACUCCUCAAACAAUGGCCAGAAGUUCUUACACGAGCUGACCUUUUGAAACCAAAAUUUGACACACUUGCCAACCUCAUCAAUGUGAUGCUUCUCGUGGCCAAGUGCAUUGUCGAAUUCAAGGAGCUUCCAUCUAAGUACAUUAGCCCUGAAGACCCGGAAAUGUCAUCCGCCAAUUCUGACAUCCCUUCAGCUGUUUAUUGGACCAUCCGAAGUACAGUGAUUUGUGCAUCACAAAUUAUAGGCCUUACUGGCAUGGGCCACGAGUUCAUAUCAUCGACUACAGAUGCUUGGGAGCUGUCAAGCUUGGUGCACAAUAUCAAUGGUAUAUACAACGAUCUUAUGGAGAAACUGAAACAUUGUCGUCAACGCAUAAAUGAGAGAAAGGAUAUUGAAGCAUAUCAAACUCUGUUGCGCCUCUUUGAUGCAAUCCAUGCUGAUAAUAUGAAGAUUCUUAAGGCUUUGAUUUACGCUAAGGAUGGCCAGCCGCCACUUUGGGAUGCAACUACCAAGCAAAGGGUGCGCAUUGAGUUGUUGAGGCAGAAGUAUGUGCUACUACUCAUUACAGACCUUGUGGUCCCGAACCAAGAACUUCUUAUUCUGGAACAUGUGUAUAAUGAACCACGAGUGCAACCAACGAGGGCAGAGUCUCAGUACGAGGUGAUUUGGAUCCCAGUUGUAGACAGGUCCACUCCAUUUGAUGACACAAAGAAAAAGCAAUUUGAGUCUCUACAAGCAACGAUGCCAUGGUACUCGGUUGGUCACCCUUCCAUGAUUGAACCAGCGGUGAUUAGGUAUAUCAAAGAGGUUUGGGGAUUCAGUAAGAAGCCUCUGCUAGUGGUGUUGGACCUGCAAGGAAGAGUUGUGAAUCCUAACGCGAUUCACAUGAUGUUUAUUUGGGGGAGUUUGGCAUUCCCUUUCACUAAGAUCAGGGAAGAAGCUCUUUGGAAGGAAGAGACAUGGAGGAUUGAACUCUUGGCUGAUUCUAUUGACCCCUCCAUAAUCAAUUGGUUAACAGAAAGGAAAGUCAUUUGCUUGUAUGGUGGAGAAAAUAUGGAUUGGAUCCGAAAAUUCACAACUACUGCAAGAGCUGUUGCGCAAACUGCCAAUAUCAAACUAGAGAUGCUCUACAUGGGAAAAAGCAACCCUAAAGAAAAAGUUCGAAGGAACAUGACUACCAUCCAGAGAGAAAAUCUUAGCCAUGUAUUGCCAGACAUUUCACUCAUAUGGUUCUUCUGGGUGCGGUUGGAGAGCAUGUGGCACUCAAGAGUUCAGCAUGGCGUGACCGUAGAAAAUGACCAAAUUUUGCAAGAGAUCAUGACCAUGCUCAGCUUUGAUGCAAGUGAUCAAGGGUGGGCCGUGAUUGCUAGGGGCUCAGAUGAAAUAGCAAGGGCUAAGGCGGAGAUUAUUUUGAAAAGCCUCGAGGAAUAUACUGCAUGGGAAGCGCUCGCAGCAGAGAAAGGUUUUAUUCCUGCACUGAAUGAUCACAUCCAAGGUCUGCACACCGAGCACCAUUGCAACCGUCUGAUACUUCCAGAGACUACCGUUGGAUUUGGAAGCAUCCAUGAGAGGGUAGUUUGCGUUGAAUGUGGCAAGCCAAUGGAGAAGUUCUUCCUGUAUCGUUGUUGCAACGAUUGA
This is a messenger RNA of Durio zibethinus, 2135 nucleotides long. RefSeq names its product protein SIEVE ELEMENT OCCLUSION B-like. Gene Ontology annotation, biological process: phloem development. NCBI's taxonomy places the organism in Eukaryota, Viridiplantae, Streptophyta, Magnoliopsida, Malvales, Malvaceae. The record is from RefSeq and is a predicted model, not a curated record.